AUGGGGAGACUCGAGGGCAAGGUCCUGAUCGUGACAGGCUCGGGAUCCGGGUUUGGACGGGGAGUAACGAGAAGCAAGAUCGUGCAGAAAGUAACGUCUGAGGGAGCCCGCGUGGUGGGCAUCGACCUCAACGGCGCCGGGAACGAGGAGACCAGCCGCCUGCUCGCCCCUGGGGCACAGUUCUCAUCCCUCACCGGCACUGUGGCCGCGGAGCAGACGUGGCGCGACGCCCUACAGCUGGCGCGGGACCGCUUCUCUGCCGUCCCGGACACGGUGGUCAACUGCGCGGGCUACGUCCACCUGGGCGCCGAUGCGCACACGGUGCCUGAGGAGGACUUCGACCGCGUCUGGCAGGUCAACGUCAAACCGCUGUAUCUCACGGUGAAAGUCGUCGUGCCGUGCUGGAUCGAGAACGGCGUGGCCGGCCAUGUCAUCAACAUCGGCAGUAUCGGCUCCCGGAGACCCAGGGCCAGCACUAUCUGGUAUACGGCGAGCAAAGGGGCUCUAGACACGGCGACUGAGGGUCUGGCGGGGGCGUAUGCCAAAGACCGAAUUCGCUUCAACAUCAUCAGGCCGUCGUUUGGGAAUACACCAAUGGCGCCACGGGUUGUCGCCGGUGCUGACAGCGAGGAGGGAAAAGCUAAGCGGCUGGCGACGCUCCCGCUCGGUCGCCUGUGUGAGCCUGAAGACGUCGCCAACAUGACGGCGUUUCUGGCGUCAGAUGAAGCAAAUUAUAUCACUGGCGCUGGGUUCAACGUUGACGGCGGACGAUACGUGUCGUGA
Messenger RNA from Fonsecaea erecta, 783 nucleotides. RefSeq lists its product as hypothetical. The record is from RefSeq and is a predicted model, not a curated record. Bases 1 to 783 code for a protein of 260 amino acids. The transcript is spliced from 5 exons. NCBI's taxonomy places the organism in Eukaryota, Fungi, Ascomycota, Eurotiomycetes, Chaetothyriales, Herpotrichiellaceae.